UAAGUUUGCUAUAUGUUCACUUUCACUUCUGUGGAGGAAACAAAUCCUAUAAAACAAAGCAAAAUCACGAGAGAAAAGAAAAAGGAUUGAAACAAAGUAGAGAGAAAAAAAAGAUGGCUUUGAAGCUUAAUGCUUUCAACUUUCAAUCUCCCAAAUACUCUUCUUUUGUUCUUCCACCAAUGGUUAGCCUUAGAUCUCCAAAGUUUUUCAUGGCUGCAAGCCUUCGUUCUGAUACAAAGGAGGUUGAGAAGCUGAAGAAGCCCUUUUCUCCUCCUCGCGAGGUUCAUGUUCAAGUAACACACUCUAUGCCGCCUCAAAAGAUUGAGAUUUUUAAAUCCAUGGAGGGUUGGGCGGAGGAAAAUUUAUUGACUCUCCUGAAACCAGUGGAAAAAUCAUGGCAACCACAGGAUUUCCUGCCCGAUCCCGCUUCAGACGGAUUUCAUGACCAAGUGAAUGAAUUGAGGGAGAGGGCUAAGGAGCUUCCGGAUGACUAUUUUGUUGUUCUAGUUGGGGAUAUGAUCACAGAAGAAGCCCUUCCGACAUAUCAGACUAUGCUUAAUACAUUGGAUGGUGUUCGUGAUGAAACCGGUGCAAGCCCUACUUCUUGGGCCAUUUGGAAUAGGGCAUGGACCGCUGAAGAGAACAGGCACGGUGACCUCCUCAACAAGUAUCUUUACCUUUGUGGAAGAGUUGACAUGAGAGCAAUUGAGAAAACAAUUCAGUACUUGAUUGGUUCUGGAAUGGAUCCUAAGUCAGAAAACAGUCCAUACCUAGGAUUUAUUUACACAUCAUUCCAAGAAAGAGCAACUUUUGUCUCCCAUGGGAACACAGCUAGGCUUGCUAAGGAGCAUGGAGACAUCAAGCUGGCUCAGAUCUGCGGCACAAUCGCCGCAGACGAGAAGCGCCACGAGACGGCCUAUACUAAGAUUGUCGAAAAGCUUUUCGAGAUCGACCCUGAUGGGACUGUGCUAGCAUUUGCUGAUAUGAUGAGGAAGAAGAUAUCUAUGCCAGCGCACUUGAUGUACGAUGGUCGUGACGAUAACCUCUUUGAUCACUUCUCAGCAGUUGCUCAACGUCUCGGCGUCUACACUGCUAGUGACUAUGCAGAUAUACUUGAGUUUCUUGUCGGUCGAUGGAAAGUGUCUGAUCUUACUGGAUUAUCUGGAGAAGGAAGAAAAGCUCAGGAAUACGUAUGCGGGUUGGCACCAAGAAUCAGAAGACUGGAAGAGAGAGCUCAAGGGAGGGCAAAACAAGGACCAAUCAUCCCAUUUAGCUGGAUAUAUGACAGAGAGGUGAAGCUCUGAAGGGAUCUCUAUUAUAGAUAGUGUGUUUAAAUCUCUAGUCAUUGCAAUUCAUUAUUGUUGUCCCUUUAUGUGGAAAGUGAUUUUGCUGGGGAUGAUUUCUGGUGAGAUGUAGAUACAGUUUGUUUCUGUUUUGUGUUGUUAGUAGUUUCUUUGUUUUUACCUCUUGAAAUGUUGUGAACUGCAUGAGUUUGUUUCCCUUGGUUCUAGUGUGUUGUGACUAAACAUAACACCAAUCUUAAAGAAAUUUUGACAA
Molecule: messenger RNA, 1557 nt
Organism: Lycium barbarum (goji berry)
Lineage: Eukaryota; Viridiplantae; Streptophyta; Magnoliopsida; Solanales; Solanaceae
Product: stearoyl-[acyl-carrier-protein] 9-desaturase, chloroplastic
Exons: 3
Coding region: 114-1304 (396 amino acids)
Biological process (GO): fatty acid biosynthetic process
Cellular component (GO): chloroplast stroma
Molecular function (GO): stearoyl-[ACP] desaturase activity
Source: RefSeq, a predicted model, not a curated record